Molecule: messenger RNA, 5637 nt
Organism: Canis lupus familiaris (dog)
Lineage: Eukaryota; Metazoa; Chordata; Mammalia; Carnivora; Canidae
Gene: KANSL3
Product: KAT8 regulatory NSL complex subunit 3
Exons: 22
Coding region: 555-3092 (845 amino acids)
Biological process (GO): positive regulation of transcription by RNA polymerase II
Cellular component (GO): NSL complex
Source: RefSeq, a predicted model, not a curated record
GUCCCCAGGGCUGCCCUUGCCCUAACUGGACAGUCACCAGAUGGUGGGGAUUAGAGAGGAUUUUAUUGUGGGCGAUUGUAUGGGGGCCUUGGAUGUUCACUUCAGGUAUCCCGCCUCUAAUGUAGACAUCUGCAUUCAAGACCUCUAACAAGUUGGGAAAGCAAACAACGUAUCCCCAUAGUAAAUAGGACUUGUAUGGAAAGAGGAUUAUUUAGCUGGCGAAGAAAAAGACUGAAGAAUUGAGUUUUAAAAAUCGCCGCUCAUGAUUAGACUCCUUUCUUUUAGUCCAGUGUUCUGGCUUGCUCCAACACUGGCAACAAUGACUUUUUUAAGGGAAUGCGAUUUCUUUUUCCUGGCUUCACCCAGCAAAGUUUAGGAGCUUUUCCAAGACCUUGCUUUCAGCUUGUCACCCAUGGGUUGAUACUAACCCUUCCUAGGUGUGAUUGUAUUUUCAACUGGCUUACAUUAUAGGUGAAUCAGACGUCCCAAUAGAUGUGGAGACAGUCACAUCAACCCCUGUGCCGCUCUAUGACAAUCAGAAGGCACGCAGCGUGAUGAAUGAGUGUGAACGGCAUGUCAUCUUCGCCAGGACGGAUGCAGAUGCCCCUCCUCCACCAGAGGAUUGGGAGGAGCAUGUCAACAGGACUGGUUGGACAAUGGCCCAGAACAAGCUAUUUAACAAGAUCCUCAAAGCCCUGCAGUCUGACCGCCUUGCCCGAUUGGCCAAUGAAGGGGCUUGCAAUGAGCCAGUGCUGCGCCGUGUUGCUGUGGACAAGUGUGCGAGGAGAGUGCGGCAGGCUCUGGCAAGUGUGAGCUGGGACACCAAGCUGAUCCAGUGGCUGCAUACCACCCUGGUGGAGACGUUGAGUCUGCCCAUGCUGGCCGCCUACCUAGAUGCUUUGCAGACACUCAAAGGGAAGAUCCCUACUUUGAUUGACCGGAUGCUUGUGUCAUCUAACACAAAGACUGGGGCUGCAGGAGCUGAGGCCUUGUCCCUCUUGCUGAAGAGGCCCUGGGAUCCUGCUGUGGGAGUGCUUUCUCAUAACAAACCAAGCAAACUCCCUGGCUCUCCUCUCAUUCUCAUUGCCUCCUCCGGGCCUUCUAGCUCCGUGUUUCCCACCUCACGCCGCCACCGCUUCUGGCAGUCUCAGCUGUCCUGCUUAGGCAAGGUCAUCCCUGUAGCCACCCAUCUGCUGAACAAUGGUAGUGGGGUCGGAGUUCUGCAGUGUCUCGAGCAUAUGAUUGGGGCAGUGAGAAGCAAAGUAUUGGAGAUUCACAGCCAUUUCCCCCACAAACCUAUUAUCUUGAUUGGUUGGAAUACAGGAGCUUUGGUGGCCUGUCACGUGUCAGUGAUGGAGUAUGUCACUGCGGUUGUCUGCCUUGGGUUUCCUUUACUUACCGUGGAUGGUCCCAGAGGGGAUGUGGAUGAUCCCCUCUUGGAUAUGAAGACUCCAGUCCUCUUUGUCAUUGGGCAGAAUUCCUUACAGUGUCAUCCUGAAGCCAUGGAGGAUUUCCGAGAGAAGAUUCGGGCUGAGAACAGCUUGGUGGUGGUUGGGGGAGCUGAUGAUAAUCUCAGAAUAAGCAAAGCAAAGAAGAAAUCAGAGGGGCUGACUCAGAGCAUGGUGGACAGAUGUAUUCAGGAUGAGAUCGUGGACUUUCUGACUGGAGUGCUGACUCGCGCCGAGGGGCAUAUGGGCUCUGAGCCUCGGGAUCAGGAUGCUGAGAAGAAGAAGAAGCCUCGGGAUGCAGCCCGCAGAGACUUGGGCUUUGAGGUCCCUGAGCGGGGCAGUCGGCCUGCCUCACCAGCUGCCAAGCUGCCUGCCUCACCCUCAGGCUCAGAGGAUCUUUCCAGUGUAUCUAGCAGCCCCACCUCAAGUCCCAAGACCAAAGUGACCACAGUGACCUCUGCCCAGAAGUCCAGUCAGAUUGGGAGCUCUCAGCUCCUGAAGAGACAUGUGCAGCGGACGGAAGCUGUGCUGACCCACAAACAAGCCCAAGCACAGUUUGCUGCUUUUCUGAAACAAAAUAUGCUGGUGAGGAAAGCUCUUCCUCCCGGCACCUCCUCCUGUCUCUUUGUUCCCAUUUCAUCAGAACAAACGGAAGAGGCAGAGAAAGAAGAUCUUAGGGUCCAACUGAAGCGCCAUCAUCCCUCCAGUCCUCUUCCUGGCAGUAAGACCUCCAAGCGACCGAAGAUUAAGGUAUCCCUUAUCUCCCAAGGGGACACAGCUGGAGGGCCUUGUACUCCUUCCCAAGGAGGAGUUCCAGAAGCUGUGGGAGGGAAGCCCAUCACCAUGACGCUGGGGCAGGCUUCAGCUGGGGCCAAAGAGCUCACAGGGCUUCUCACCACCACCAAGUCAAGUGCUUCUGAAGGGGGAGUCUCAGCCAGCCCAGCCUCCUCAGUGUCCAGCAGCACAGCACCUGGUGCCUUGCACACACUCCAGAGCCGUCUGGUGGCCACCUCUCCUGGCAGCUCCCUCCCAGGGGCCGCAUCAGCCAGCAGCCUCCUUCAAGGCCUCAGCUUCAGCUUGCAGGAUAUCAGCAGCAAGACCUCUGGCCUCCCAGCAAACCCUUCCCCAGGGCCAGCUCCACAGGCCACCAGCGUGAAGUUGCCCACCCCCAUGCAGAGCCUGGGUGCCAUCACCACGGGCACCAGCACCAUUGUCCGUACCAUUCCUGUGGCCACCACUCUCUCCUCCUUGGGAGCCACUCCUGGUGGGAAGCCCACAGCUAUCCACCAGCUGCUGACCAAUGGGGGCCUUGCUAAGUUGGCAAGCAGCCUCCCCGGCCUGGCUCAGAUCUCUAACCAAGCAUCAGGGUUGAAGGUCCCUACCACCAUUACUCUGACACUGCGUGGCCAACCGAGCCGAAUCACUACGCUGAGCCCCAUGGGCUCGGGAGCAGCCCCAACAGAAGAGCCCAGCUCCCAGGCUCUGCCCUCCAGCUCACAGAGACCUCUUAGGAAUUUUACAAAGGUGAAGUCUAGAAAACUGGAGAAAACCCUGGUGAAAAAAGGCCAACUCUUUCUACCUUACUUUUUUUCCCUAAGCUACGGGGCUCAACAGUUCAUGGCAUCCAUCCUCCGUAACAACUAAAAAAUGGCGCCUGCCUCCAGGACCCUGAAGAUGCCAUGCGAUAUAGCCACCUUUACCAGGUUGGUGAUGGCUGCCGUGCAGUGAGCCCUGGGCACAUGUGCUGUCCUGCUAAGCCGUCCACUUGUCUGAAGACCUCUUAAGACCUCCAUUUUUGCCUCCCUGCCAUCUGUCUUCAGAAUGGGCCUCAGGGUCUCAUGAAACCAUUAGGCUAGGUGAUACAGCACCAGCAAGGGGAACACUGUCCUCUGGCAUCUAUGGGUCUGUGUCCUGGAAUCAUCAGGUUUCUCUGCAGAUCUGGCUGUGCAUGAAUCAGAGGCACUUCUCCGGCAUUAGCUGUGACUUGACCCAAGUAGCAGUGUUGGACUGCUCACUACAUUUAAUAAAGGAGUUCCUUUGGGAAGUCUGUGCUGCCCCCGUGCCAAGUUGGGAGGAGAUGUCCACAUGCUCUGGGGCUUUCAGGGAGUUAGAAUUGAGAGCCUUUUGCUGAGGACCGGAUCAUCUUGGCCUACCGACAGUUGUGCAGUACCAGAGGGCUGGUUUCGGACAUCACUGUUGCUUUCACUGAGCAGCCAUGGGAGAAUGUGCCCCAUGAAGCUUCUCCCUCUUAAGAACCACAUCAGAUACUGAGUAACCUGCUGAGACCUGGGCAUUCCUAAGUUCAAACCCAUGAUAAAGUAAAGAGGACUGGGCUGUUAUCUUUCAAUCCCUUUGGUCACUAUAGAUGGGGAGCAGCUGUUGCCAGGAAGUGAAAGACGGCCUGGCCACUUUCUUUUUUUUUCAUCAUGGCUUUGGGGAUUUCCUGUAUUCAGAAAACUUACAGGUCUAGAAAGGCUGAAGAAGAGGAAUGGAACAAAUGGAAGUGGCUUAAAGGAUGUGCCAGUAAGUUCUGUGGAGAAAACUUGGUGCAUGAGGCUUUGCACCUAGUAUUUAAGGAACUGUUGAUUCGAUAUGGAGAUGAGAAGAAUUUGCCAAGUUACAGGAAAGAAACCCCAACCCCUGAAAUUGCCAUCUCCAGUGCUUGGAAGUGAAACGGAAACAGCUAAGUUAACAUCUUGGCUGUCCCAGGAAGUUCUGGCAUCAGGAUGAUCAAGGCCAUGCUUUAGUGUUUCUAUUUCCAUUCCAUGCACCUUCUUGUCUUCUUGCUUAGAAGUGGGAAGGUUAUUGGCAUUGACUCUACUGUGUGGGGCUUUUGGUACCAGCCUGAGCCCUGGAGAAGUGAUCACUGAAGAUGGAGCUCUAAACCCCUCCUUACGUCCUCACAAUACUUGUACACCAAAGUAGUUUUAGAUUUGGUGUCAUACUUGUCCUCCAGAUCAGGUUGCCUGCCCUUCCGUACUCUACAAUGUUUCCAGUCAAGGUGAUAAUAAAUAGAGCAACCCAGAUGUGACUCUAACUCUGUUCAGUAUCUGUAGGCAGGAGGGUCCACAGCAUGCCAUGGCAGUGGUCCAGGGUCCUCACCAGUGGUGUAACAUAUAUGCAAACCAGGCUGUCUGUCUGAAGUCCAGGAGCUUUACCUGCCUGUCUAACUGGAAGCCAGGAGAGAGAACCUCUUGUGUAGGAGUCUAAGACAAGGCAGAAAGGGGUGCUGUGGGCAGGGAGGGGGUAUGUGUGAUAGACAUAGAAAGAGCAUCCUGAACACCAGGCCCUCCCUCCCUGACCUGCAGAGCUGGUCUCAGCAGUGAUUUGCACAAAAUUAGCUUUGUUCUCUCAUUAGCUGGUAGGUAACUGUUUUCAGAAAUUCAUUUAGUAAGUUUGAGGAAGAUAUGAACUCUGAAAGAGGCAUCCGUGGGUCAGGGGUUUAGUAGCUUUACAGGUAGGAUUAUACAACAAUAGAAACCAAGGACAGUAAGACUGAGACUUUGUGAAGCUUUUAGGAAUCGUUUAGGACAGGCAGAGGGUCCUGAACAACUCAUUCAUGGCUUAGGAGUAUGGCCUAGACCGUGCUAGAGUGGUUGCUUCUAAAAGAUGCUGGCCUAGUCUAUGCUGGGGCCAAAGGAUAAACUAAUGCAUUGUCCUGUGUUUGUGUAAACCCUACUAUGCUUUCCAUGGAUGAGGCUUGAGUUGUACACCUUGAAGAAAGCCAAACCUGUAAAGGGGAGUUAUAAGAACAUUGACUCUUGUUCACCUUGGUGGGACAGGCUAAAGGGGGAGGUGGUUGAAGUCCACAGAGUUAUGUUCUUCAACUCCACACUUCUGCACCCAGUCUUUUCGAAAUGUGAAAGGAAGCUUCUACCUAUCAUGAGUCAGACCUGGAGUCCAUAACCUCAGAAGGCAAUACUACUGGCUGAGAAUGUAGAAGGAUCAAGAAAGCUUUAGUUAAAUUCUUGACAUUCAACAUGACAGGUGCAUGUUGAUGCCCUAUGGAAGAUGUCCUUGUGCUUUAAGAAGAGGUCACUGAUGGAGGAAGAUCUCCUACCUGUUCUUGGCUCUACCGGUAGAACAGUCUUGGGGUGGGCGAGUUAUAGAGAUGAGCUGCUGUCUCGAUUCUGUUCUUACAUUAGCAAAAACAAUUAAAAAAAAUAAAAGCAACUUUGGAUUUCUUCAA